Messenger RNA from Porites lobata, 2599 nucleotides. The record is from the annotation of a GenBank genome assembly. Lineage: Eukaryota; Metazoa; Cnidaria; Anthozoa; Scleractinia; Poritidae.
AUGUGCAUGAUGUUUUUCCGAAGUUUGAUUUCCACUGUUCUCGUCGUAAUUGUGACAACUACAGGUAAGGAAGUCUGCUAGAAAUUAUGUACUGAAAGUAGGCGUUGUUCUUUUUUUAGAAGUUCUCUUACUAGCGACAAGCUUUUACGUCAGUUUACGCUUAGCGUUUGACCAGUUAUACGGCUUACAGUCAACCUUCCCGGCCGUUUUAAACUGAGUGGAAUUGUAAAGCAUCAGUGUUAAGUCUGAAAUAGCUAUGUCAGAACUAUACCAAAGCGAAAACAGCUAAAAAAAAUAGCAACCGAUCUCGAGAAAAACAAAUUAAUUGGCUCAGUUGUCUCUUGUUAACUUUAAAAUCCGUGAGCGAAACCCCGUGAUGUUACCAUUCAAAUGAAACCUCUUCAGUGGGCAGAGCAUUUAAUUUAGGUGGUGCUAUUUGUUUCUUAGAAUUAUAAAUCAAGUUUACUAUUAGGGGAGUUAUGGCACUCUUAUCACCCUAAGCUUCGACUUAGCUGCUCUGACUUACACUCCGGAAGGUGAGAGAACAAACUGUUAGCAGUUUGUGUUAACUGCCCUAGACCCACAGUAUCAGGAAAUUAUGGGGGCUGUCUAUGUAAAUUAUCAAUGAAACCGAUGCUUCGAACGAAUUCAUUUAUUCGUUGUUAAGUUGCCUUGUCUAGUGGAACUCAGGCCAUUAAUGCGGCUUUUGGAUAAUUCUAAAGAAUAUAUUUAUUUAAUAAAUAAAACGUUUGUGGGGGAAGGGCGUGAAGAACUGUAAAAAACAAUUGUCAACCGCGACCGAAAUGCAGGGGCAUUCGUCACAAAAUUUUAUCAAAAAAGCUUAAAUAUGCUUCAUCAUUCAAAUUUUUGUCCUUUCGUAAAUGUACGUUAUGGCCCGUCAUAGCCAACCUGCCUGGCGUUCGAAAGCAGCGCAAGAUCUAGACCUUCUCCUUCCGAAUUAUUUUUCUCCCUUUUCCCAGUCCUUUCGACCACUUACUCGCUUAAAGCCUUAUACCCUAUACAAAUCUUUUUUUCUGUUCUCGUUUCUUUGAAUGUACGACUUUUUUUAACAGAAAAGUCUUCAGCUUGCACCAUGUAUCCUGCCCCCAGAAAUGGAGCCCUUGGCUGUAUAAACAUUACUUUCAGUAGUCUUGGUGUGGUCCCUAUUUGUUACGCGAUGUGUAAAAGCGAGUUCGACUUUGUCUCGAAAGCUGAGCGAAUCUAUAUUUGCUACCAAGGUCAAUGGAAGACGAGGCUUUUGGAACCGGCGUUACCUUGGCCGGACUGCUCUGGUAAGCCUAAAGCGAUAAUAACUUAGCCCCUCUCCCUCCCCCCCAACUCUUAUUCGGCCUAAACGGGUAUGUGACGUUCACCAGGUUAUGUAGGGGGAGUAUUCCGUCCAAGCAAAGGUCAGGAGCUGCUGACAGACUAUAAUAUUUCAUUGCCUGCGUGGCAGUCUCUUGGAAGUAGCUAGUGGGCGCGCGAGGAGACAAGGAGACACGCGAGGUUUUCCCAAUAUAUUGCAAAUUACAAAGGCGGCAUUGAAUCACGUAGAUAACAUUGAAAGUAUUGCAAGUUAUGUGAGAUUUGAUUUGUAGGUUUCACUCGUAGAGUAGAAAGUAUAAUUGUCACGGCCUUGGUCAAUAUAGGGGCAUUUGAAAUUUUGUUGGAUUUUUUCUAAUUUGGCCCUGAUUUGGCCACCUUUGGAAGUGAAAUGGUUAAGUAGUCAUUGCCUUACUAGAGGUGGACACGGAAGAGAAGUUAAAACGGGAGUCAAUGUAUGGACUGUCCGCCAAGACAAAAAGUAUCCGUUGUUGAGAGGCGAUCGUAAGUUUGGUAUAGGGAAUGCAUUCACCAGAAGGGACAAUCACAGUUCACAGUGUUUUAAGAUCAGAGCAACAGCACUCUAAAAUUCUUAUUUUGUUAUAGCGGCGCAAGGUCCAAAAACGAUGGUCAAUUUAUUUUACUUUGACGGAAAUCCAAGUGAUCCAAACGUCGUCAACGUUAUAAAGGAUAACUUACUUAACCUGUUGGAAAGAGACCUUGUCCUUUGUGAUUAUCCCGGUGAAAAUCCGCCUGGACAGUGCAAAAAGGACAAAUUUAAGGUCACAGCUGGUGAACUAUCCGGUAAGUAAUUUUACCACAGAAUUUUUAACGUCUUUGUAAACUAUCGAUCGGUAUGUGGAAAUUAUCACUAAGUGCGGUUUUCUCUACAUUAGAUGAUGCAAAAAUCGGUCUGCACGACAACGAAUUGCGAAUAAUCAAAACCUAAUAAAACAAAAUGAAUUGCGACGGUAGUUACACCAUGUACUUACCACUGCGACCUUAUAGAGGGAGGUGUGAGCUGACUCGAGAGCGACUGUUAUAGUAUGACAAUCAACCAAAAGAUCCAAACUCUUUUAUACGGACGACAGGAUGUGACCCGCUACAUUUACAUUAAAAUAUUCCCUAAGCAAGAAGUGAUGAACGGUCGCUAAUAAAAAUAUUAUCAUUAUCAUUAUUGAUAUUAUAUUUAUAUUGCAGGUUGAAACACACUUUAUACACCAAUGAAUGAAGGAUGUAAUUCGAAAAUUAAAUUUACCGGUAGAUAGAAGAAUGC